GUACCUUAAAUCCACCUCACCAGCACAGCACGGUUCGGCACGGCGUAAUCAUCUCCUCUCAUCACGCCAGAUAGUUGACAGUCUUCCGAAGUGUCUCACCAUGGUUCUCCGCGUGGUCACACCUCAAACACUUGUUGUUUGUGAACGCGCCGCAUCCACAGUAUCUGGGACAGCGUGUUCACGGUACUUCAGCAUGGCAUGCUCCUUCCUUCUUUCCUAGUACAAACUAUAUCCUUUGCAGAACAUAUGUCUUCGUUCCAUCGUCAAAUUGACAUUCUCACAUAUUUCGUGUUCUCACUCUGAUUCUUUCUACAACUCUUGCGGCAGCCGGCUGUCAUCUCCACACUUGAUUUCAAUCAGUUCGAGUUGUUGUCAAUCUUUUACACUCGUAUCAUCCUUCUGCAAAACUUCACAACAAGCAUCGCCCGACACUGAACAUAAUGGCCUGGGAGUUCCUCUCUCCGAUUCUCACACCAGCCGCUCUCCGCUCCGUACAAGCAGAUGCAAGUCCGUUGCUGACCUUACUUCUGGUCAUCAUCGGACUUUCACUCAUGACCGGCCUCUGCUUUUACAUCAGCUUCGUCACAGGGAAGGCGUAUCCCAAGAAGAAAGAUGCAAAGAAGGGUGGUCUGCUAGGGUUCUUGAAAAGUAACUGUAAAUCCAACAUCUCGCACACACUACAGAAUUCCACUCCCACACCUUUACACAAUAUGGCUUCUCAAACAAGCUCGACUCCUCGAAAUCUAAAGGAUAAGGUCGCCAUAGUCACUGGCGCAUCACGAGGCAUCGGAGCGGGUUUAGUGUUAGAACUAGCGCGCAGAGGUGCAAAGGUUACAAUUGUCUUCACGUCAACCAAAAGCGAGAAGCUGGCCAAGGAUGUUGCUUCGCAGGUCGCGACUCUAGACAACGGCAGUGAAACCACAAUCGUGCAAGCAGAUCUCAGCCAAACUGAUGCACCCGCGAAAAUUGUGGCGGCGACACGAGAAGCAUUCGGUGACAAGAUCGACAUCCUGGUGAACAACGCUGGAGUUUUGUUCGCCAACCCCAUCGAAGAGACAACGACAGAGGACUACGCCAAAACCUUCGACGUCAAUGUUCGCGGGCCCUUUCUCAUGACCGCGGCCGUAGUACCGCAUCUGAGAGCACCGGGCAGAAUCAUCAAUCUAUCUUCAGUAGGCGCACAUUUCGGGCCUCCCAAAUACUCCCUAUAUGCAGCGUCUAAAGCGGCGAUGGAAGGCAUGACGAAAAGCCUGGCACAUGAGCUCGGUGAUGCACUACACACGGUCAACGCAGUAGCACCGGGUGCUGUCAAAUCGGAUAUGUUGGAUUUGCUUCCCAAGGAGGUCGUUGAUAUGCAGCUGAAGAGCACGGCCGUAGAGCAUCGUGUAGGAACCAACGACGACAUCGCCCAGAUUGUGGCGUGGUUGGCAAGUGAGGAAUCGAGAUGGGUUUCUGGACAGACGAUUUCUGCGUCUGGUGGGUUCCUGAUGCUCUAAGUGGAUCACCAGCCGUGUCGUCGACUUUGUCGGCGGUGGCUGGGAAUAGGGAGUUUGAUUAUGAAGCUUAGGCGAU
Messenger RNA from Dothidotthia symphoricarpi CBS 119687, 1572 nucleotides. Its product is annotated as NAD(P)-binding protein. Gene Ontology annotation, molecular function: oxidoreductase activity. The record is from RefSeq and is a predicted model, not a curated record. Lineage: Eukaryota; Fungi; Ascomycota; Dothideomycetes; Pleosporales; Dothidotthiaceae. The transcript is spliced from 3 exons. The coding region runs from base 441 to 1496 and encodes 351 amino acids.